AUCUUUCAUCCGCACAGUGUAUUUUUGACUGCGAAGCGCGUACGACGUGUGUCUGUGUUGCGUUGCGUUUUGUCGUAAGCGGAAAAAAGAAGCGAAAAGCGUUGCCGUCGGUGAAGUUUAUUAUUAUUAUUAUUGCCGUUAUACGCGUUCUCGUAGGAAAAGCCCAACCAUCAAUCAUAACAACAAAAACACUUGGAAAUCGCGCGCGUUUUUCCAUCGCGUCUCGUUCUGCAUUACGUUUUUUAGUGUGUUUUGUAUUAACAACAAAUUAGUACGAAGAACCCCGUUUAAAAAAUAUUGGAAUUGGCCACAAAUACUAUUAUUCGAGGGCCGCAGAGGGAAUUUCUUUUGACGAGGGGAUCCGCCGAUCCCCCCGCAAGAAAACGCAAAAUUGCCGUCGCAAAAGCAAAAGCAAAAGCACAACACAAUAUAUACAUUACUAUAUAUUAACAAUAUAAUUUGUUCAUCUCUAGUAACGUAGUAUGUAGAAGCAGCUGUGAUAAAUAGUGCGCAUAUUAUACGAAAAAAGCAAAAAGAGUAUACGACAUAUAAAACAAGCAACCACAACUACUACUAAAAUAACCAAGGAAAAGGGCAAGGAAACUCAGAGAGAAGAAGUACGGAAAACGCCAUGGAUUUAUGACAACAACAAAUGCUACACAACAACAAAUGAUGUUGCAGCAACAACAACAACAAUACAUGAGUAUACCAAGAACAACAGCAACUGCAACGGCAACUAACCACAAAUUGUAUACGAUUUUUAUAAACCAAACAAAUUCUAUGUAAAUAAUUAUUAUAACAAAAAACCAAUACAAAACAAAAACAAAAGGAAAACAUUCAAAAACAGAUCUCCCGCUUAUAAGAAAAACAACAACAACAAACGCGCGCGUAACAACAACAAUACAACAAGUAUACAAACGUAAUAAUAAUACAUAAAAUCUAAACAAAUGUGCCUGUGUUAAAAAAGAAGAAAGCAAAAUAAAGAAGCAAAGCGUUCAAAAAGCAGAAGCUUCCGAAUAGAUGUAAAAGUGCAAAACAUAUAAAAACCCCAGAAAGUAUAAACCAAAACUCUAAUCAAGAACUGGACAAACAUAAAAGGGACUCCACGCCGGCAGCUACAGUAGAGCUCCCCUAAAACAGAAGCAGUUGAAGCGGCGGAGAGGGACGUCGGUCAGUGUGUUGCGCCCCAUUUGUCGUUUCUACUCCAAAAGUGGCACAAAUCGGGUUAGACGUCGCUCCCAGAGCAUUAAUGGCUCAGCCCAGGUAUGACGAUGGCCUCCACGGCUACGGCAUGGACUCCGGUGCCGCCGCAGCGGCCAUGUACGACCCACACGCCGGCCACCGGCCGCCCGGCCUGCAGGGCCUCCCCUCGCACCACUCUCCGCACAUGACGCACGCAGCGGCGGCGGCGGCCACAGUGGGCAUGCACGGCUACCACUCGGGGGCCGGGGGUCAUGGAACACCUAGUCAUGUAUCGCCGGUCGGUAAUCACCUAAUGGGCGCAAUACCCGAAGUACACAAACGUGAUAAGGAUGCGAUCUAUGAACAUCCGCUAUUCCCGCUCUUGGCGCUGAUCUUCGAGAAGUGCGAAUUGGCCACAUGUACGCCGAGGGAGCCCGGGGUGCAAGGUGGCGAUGUCUGUUCGUCGGAAUCGUUCAACGAGGAUAUUGCAAUGUUCAGUAAACAGAUAAGAUCACAGAAACCCUAUUAUACCGCAGAUCCCGAAGUCGACUCACUGAUGGUGCAAGCAAUACAAGUACUUCGGUUUCACCUUUUAGAAUUAGAAAAAGUACACGAAUUAUGCGAUAACUUCUGUCAUCGGUAUAUAUCGUGUUUAAAGGGUAAAAUGCCAAUAGAUUUAGUGAUCGACGAACGGGACACCACCAAACCACCGGAGUUGGGAUCGGCGAACGGAGAAGGGCGCAGCAACGCCGACUCCACAUCGCACACCGAUGGAGCUAGUACACCAGACGUUCGGCCGCCGAGCUCUUCGCUUUCCUACGGCGGCGCAAUGAACGACGACGCCCGAUCGCCGGGCGCUGGUAGUACUCCCGGUCCACUGUCUCAGCAGCCACCUGCCCUAGAUACAUCAGACCCUGAUGGUAAGUUCUUAUCAUCACUCAAUCCUUCAGAACUAACAUAUGAUGGACGAUGGUGUCGAAGAGAAUGGUCCUCACCUGCCGAUGCUCGAAAUGCAGACGCCUCCCGGCGAUUGUAUUCCUCAGUCUUCCUCGGUAGUCCUGACAACUUCGGAACGAGUGCAAGCGGUGAUGCCAGCAACGCCAGCAUAGGAAGUGGAGAGGGCACCGGCGAGGAGGACGACGACGCGAGCGGCAAAAAGAACCAAAAGAAACGUGGCAUUUUCCCAAAAGUAGCAACCAACAUAUUGAGAGCGUGGCUGUUUCAGCAUUUAACGCAUCCCUACCCAUCCGAGGACCAGAAGAAACAAUUGGCCCAGGACACCGGCCUAACGAUACUGCAAGUGAAUAAUUGGUUCAUCAAUGCGCGGCGAAGAAUCGUCCAGCCGAUGAUCGAUCAAUCGAAUCGUGCAGUCUAUACACCGCAUCCAGGUCCCUCCGGUUAUGGCCACGACGCCAUGGGCUACAUGAUGGACAGCCAGGCGCAUAUGAUGCACCGUCCGCCCGGAGAUCCGGGCUUCCACCAGGGCUAUCCGCACUACCCGCCCGCCGAGUACUACGGCCAGCACUUGUAAUCCUCGUAAUCCGGAAUCCCGCAAUCCCGGAUACCCGCCAGCGGAGCCGGAGACCCGGAAACAGAGAGCUCUCCGGAAGCGAUCAAGCCAAAAUCAUAGCUUAAAUUUUACCACCCACUGGAGAUGAUGAAGAAGAAGAAGCAGAGGAGCUGUAACAAAAACAAAAAACAGAAAACUAAAAAAAAAAAAAAACAAAUGGAGCUGGAGCAGUCCGAUCCGAUCCCAAAAC
Drosophila ficusphila is the source of this 2942-nucleotide messenger RNA. RefSeq names its product homeobox protein homothorax (gene hth). Bases 1250 to 2713 code for a protein of 487 amino acids. Gene Ontology annotation, molecular function: RNA polymerase II cis-regulatory region sequence-specific DNA binding; DNA-binding transcription activator activity, RNA polymerase II-specific. NCBI's taxonomy places the organism in Eukaryota, Metazoa, Arthropoda, Insecta, Diptera, Drosophilidae. The record is from RefSeq and is a predicted model, not a curated record. The transcript is spliced from 14 exons. Gene Ontology annotation, biological process: embryonic pattern specification; positive regulation of transcription by RNA polymerase II; positive regulation of cell population proliferation.